GGUCAUAGCAUUGGCAUCUUUGCGCAUUGGUUACUUUUUUCCCAAAGAUGUAACCCGAGGGAUAUCUCACGGUAACAAACAAACAAACAAACAAGCGGAUGUGACAAGAGUUCAUUUUGGUGGGGAAUUCAAACGGAGCUGCGCUGUCGCCAAAACCUCUGAACCAGACAGGCGGAAAAGCUGAUGGAAUGUCCAAAGGGCCAACUCUGGUGGUUAAGCCAGUGCUGUGUGCGCUAUCAUUCACUCUCGCUUUUUCCACGGCAGUGUUAAGCUCUUGCUUAUUAACAAGCACUCUCCGUCGAUCCAUCGAGCGCGUGAGAAAGCGGCUUAUCAUUUUGCCUCUGUUCUGCGUCUGAGGAGAGAGGAUGUGCGCGCACAGGCUGUGGAUGCGAGAGGUUUGAUGGGUUGUGAAUUCACUCUGCAGACCGCACAGAAAGGCAGGUGCCCGAGGAACAGUUUAUUUAGGGUCUCAUUCUUUUGGAGCAAAAAGUGGCACUUCAUCAACAUGGCGCGCUUCUUGUAGACACUCUCCGAUUAUGAAGAAACGGACAAAUUCAGCUUUUUCAUAUGGCACUAUAUAAACCACUGCAACAAGGCAAUAAGAAUGUUUUCCAAAGCGCAUGGAGGGAUAUUGUGAGACAAACAACUCUAGUCCUAAAUGGCAGAACUUGAAGUUUGCAGAAAUUUCAAUUUGGAAAGGGUGGAGCGAUGUAUGAGUGUAAUGCAGUCCGGGACACAGAUGGUGAAGCUGAAGGCGGGUUCCAAGGGGCUGGUGAGACUCUUCUACCUGGAUGAGCAUCGCUCCUGCAUCCGCUGGAAGCCCUCACGCAAGAGUGAGAAGGCCAAGAUCACCAUCGACUCACUGUACAAAGUGACAGAGGGCGGUCAGUCAGACAUCUUCCAUCGACAUGGAGAAGGCAGCUUUGACCAGGCCUGCUGUUUCACUGUCUAUCAUGGAAACCACAUGGAGUCCCUCGACCUAGUGACAUCCAACGCAGAGGAGGCCAGAACCUGGAUAACUGGCCUCCGAUACCUGAUGGCUGGCAUCAGUGAUGAGGACUCCCUCGCCAAACGCCAGCGAACCCACGAUCAGUGGAUGAAGCAGACGUUUGAAGAAGCUGACAAGAACGGUGAUGGCCUCCUGAACAUUGAUGAAAUCUAUCAGCUCCUACACAAGCUGAAUGUCAAUCUGCCACGGAGGAAGGUCAAGCAAAUGUUUCAGGAAGCAGAUACAGAUGAUCAGCAAGGCACGCUGACGUAUGAGGAGUUUGCCGUCUUCUACAAGAUGAUGUCUUUGAGACGGGACCUGUUCCUGCUGAUGAUGGCGUACAGCGAGAGGAAAGACCACCUCACAGUGGAUGAGCUGGCAAACUUCCUGCGCAAUGAGCAGAAGAUGGUCAGUGUGACUCCAGAGUACGUUGCAGACGUCAUUGACAAGUUUGAAGUGUCUGAUGAGAACAAACAAAGAGGAGUCAUGGGGAUCGAAGGUUUUACAAGUUUCAUGCGCAGUCCAACAUGUGACAUUUUCAACCCUUUGCACAAUGAGGUGAAUCAGGACAUGGAACAGCCGUUGUGCAACUACUUCAUUGCUUCCUCUCAUAACACGUACUUGACCGGAGACCAACUCCUCUCCCACUCCAAGACGGACAUGUACGCCUGGGUGCUGCAGUCCGGCUGCCGCUGUGUGGAAGUGGAUUGCUGGGAUGGUCCCGAUGGAGAACCAAUGGUCCAACAUGGCUACACUCUGACCUCCAAGAUCCCAUUCAAGUCUGUCAUAGAGACCAUCAAUAAAUAUGCCUUCAUAAAUAAUCAGUACCCGGUCAUAUUGUCCAUAGAGAACCACUGUAGCAUCCAGCAGCAGAAGAAGAUCGCCCAGUAUCUACGUGACAUCUUUGGAGACAAACUGGAUGUGAGAGACACACUGACUGGAGACUCCAAAACCUUACCCAGUCCUCAAAGCCUUCAGGGCAAGAUCCUCAUUAAAGGGAAGCGUCUGCCUGCCUACUUGUCUGCAGAUGCAGAGGAAGGCGAAGUGUCUGAUGAUGACAGCGCUGAUGAAAUUGAGGACGAUUUCAAGCUCAAGAGCAAUAAUGGAAAUGGUCAUCACCAGGUGGAGUCGCACAUUAGAAAGAAACUCGACUCUCUGCUGAAAGAAUCUCAAAUCGGUGAUAAGGAAGACACCGACAGCUUCAGCAUCCGUGCUCUGCUGCGGGCUACGCACCAGGGCCUUCAGAAGAACCUCCGGCAGGGGUCCAAAGGGGUUCUGAAGAAAUCCCAAAGCAGAUCAUUCAUCACAACGCUAAAACAGAAGAGACACUCCAAGUCCAGGCUGAGCUGCCAAAGCGUGGAAAAGGAGGACGAAUGUCAAGAGAAGUCUGGAAGGGAGGCUGGCGGACAGUUCAACAGGGGUGGAAGGAAGAGGAAGACGAUGAAGCUGAGUAGAGAUCUGUCCAACCUGGUGGUAUUCACAAACUCCGUAGCCUCACAGGAGUGUUUAAAUGAAGGUACUCCAGGUGACGUUCUGUCAUUCAGCGAGACUAGAGCCCAGUCCCUGGUUAAUCACAAAACUGAACAGUUCCGCUUUAACCAGAGGCAACUGUCACGGAUUUAUCCAUCAGCCUAUCGCAUUGACUCAUCUAAUUUCAACCCCCAGUUCUACUGGAAUGUGGGCUGUCAGUUGGUGGCCUUGAACUAUCAGACAGAGGGCAGGAUGAUGCAGCUCAACAGAGCCAAGUUUAUGGUGAACGGAGGCAGUGGCUAUGUACUGAAGCCCCCUCCCAUGUGCAAAGGCUCCUUCAACCCUUUCAGUGAUGACCCACUUCCAGCUUACCCAAAGAAGCAGCUCAUUCUCAAGAUCAUUAGUGGACAGCAGUUGCCCAAACCUCCAGACUCCAUGCUGGGGGACCGUGGAGAGAUCAUUGAUCCGUUUGUCGAGGUGGAGAUUAUCGGGUUGCCAGUUGAUUGCUGCAAAGAGCAGACACGAGUUGUUGAUGACAAUGGCUUUAACCCAGUAUGGGAGGAGUCUUUGUCAUUUACCCUUCACAUGGCAGAGGUGGCUCUAGUGCGAUUCCUCGUCUGGGACCAUGACCCUAUUGGAAGAGACUUUAUCGGUCAACGGACAGUUGCCUUCAGCAGCUUAAUGCCUGGAUAUAGACAUGUUUACUUGGAGGGACUGACGGAGGCUUCCAUCUUCGUGCAUGUAUCAGUGCAUGAUGUCUAUGGGAAGUGGAGCCCUCUAGUCCUGAAUCCCAGCUUUACCAUAAUGCACUUUCUAGGAUCUAACAAGGGUCAUCAGCUGCGAGGUAUCAGGGGAUUGUUUAACCGUUCUUCCAAGUCCUCUGUGGAUACAAGCUCUGGUGGCCUUCGGAAACGCUCCCUCAGUGAUCACCUCUUGCGGCGCACUGCCAGUGCUCCCGCAAAAGGACGCAAGAAGACCAAGAUGGCGCUAUCAGAGUCAGUAGCUUCUAUAUCAGACCAAAAGAAUGGCACAAGCGCAGGGGCAGGAGGACAAGGCACGUCAGGGAAGGAUGGAGGGGUGGAGAAACGUUACCAACCCCGAUCUCCCCUGAUCCACAGACCUAUGUCCAUGCCUUUAGACAGGCUUCUCCAAGGGCAGCUAUCCAUCUGCUCUCCAGAUAAGGAACAGCACAAUAUGGGUACAGACAGUGUCAUUGGCUCCUGCUCCUUCGACAGGCCCAGAUCUUCCUCUGUUGACCUUCUCAUUAACUCAUCAGCCUCUAUUGAACUAAGCAGCUCUUCCCAGUCUAAGACAUGCAUCCACAGAAAUAAAGAACUGGACCAAAUAGAAGAGGCAUCUUAUCUGGUUAUUGGAAGAGGAAGGAUGCCAAAUGAAGUGGACUAUGUUAACUACCCAUCAAAAGAUAAUGCAAUCAGCAAAUCAAGGAUCAUCUCAACAAGAACAGAUGAAUUGUCCUACAGUUCCCCUUCUAUGAACAGCCAGAUGAGAACGGAUAAACCAGAAACUUCAUCAAACAGCACAAUGUUCACAGUGGCACCAUCAGUCUCCUCAUCGUCCUCUUCUGCACUUUCAUCUGCAGCUCCUCGUUCCCCUGUCAGUGUAGACUGUGUGUUGACAAGUCCAGGUUAUUUGCAAGAUAGCACCAUCUCUAGACUCAUUGAUGCUGUGUCUUUAGACAAUGAACAAGACACAUGCGAUUCUAUCUCCGCUCUGAUUGGCCAGUUCGAUAGCACCGUGGAUCAGAAUGAUUUUGCAUUAUCUCAUGAUCGAACCCCGUCCCAUCACUCAAACUUCAGGCCUUCCACAGGGAAAGUAUUACAAGAUCUCAGAUCUCCUCUCAAGAGUCCUAUUCAAAAGGAUUAUCCAGUCAGUCCUCAAAAGGAAGCUCAGAGAACAAAUCAUGUUCUUUCCCCGUGCAAAACUUCCCAUACAAACCCACCUCUUCAGACUCACUUUUCCAGCCCUGAAACUGCUGAGCUUGAAGAGGUCUAUACUAUUCUGGAUGAAGAGGUCCUAUCACCUGUAUCAGUGUACAACCUGAAGAAACAGACAGUCAGUGUUCAGGCAGAUGGUACGGAAAGCACCCCAUCAAACACCUUAGGGUCCUCACCAGCAAAACUCAAUCAGUGUUUAGGUAAAGGCCAUUUGCAAAUAAAGAAAAGUGGAAGCGUAGAAGUUGAGCAGGAGGAAGAGAGUGUGUAUGAGGAGGUGUACGAUCCCCCAGUACUAACAUCAGAGCGAGAGCGAGAUACUUCCACAGCAAACAUGGGCUUGUCAUUAAAUGACAAAUGUUACCAGGAUUUCUAUGACUCAGCUGAAAAUGGUUUUACAGAGGUAGAAAUUAAUGUUGAUGAGGACCCAUUAGAGAGGAUUUUGGCAUCACCGCGACAUUGCAGCCCAUGGAAGGGACUCACAAGUCCAACCAAACGACAUGCUAUUUACCAAAACACUGACACAGCUACCAGUUACUUCCAUCAAAAGAAGCCUGCGUCAUUCUGUGACCCCCAGCAGCAGCCUCUUUCCCAUGUGUCUCAUGUACCGUUUCCACAACAUUCCUCUCCAAUGAAUCAAGCCUCAUACAAACUGCCCAGUGACCAUCAACAUCAGACAAACUCUCAACCUUCUUCCUUCCACAAACCUGUAGACUGUAGGUCCUACGAAUCUAGUCCAUUCCAUCUGAACAGCUACCCUGUUCCCCGAAGCUAUCAUGACAAUGGCAGUGACAAGAGAGAUUUUAACAGGCCUUACACGCAACAAAGAAACUAUUGUGGCAGCCAGAUGCUAAACAAAUCUAACCAAGAUAGAAUAGGAUAUAAAGAGAUGGAAAGAGAGUCUGUAAGAUGCUUCCAAAAUGGUUCCUCCUCUGCUGAAAAUCUCCCAGGCCACUCUGCAGUAUCUGUUAACACAUGUAGGGACAAAGCUCUAUCUUCUCCUUUUUCUGAGGUUGAUGCAAUGUACAGUCAUGUCGACUACAACCGCAUCACACCCACAUCAGAGGCCUCGGCUCUUCACAAACCUCAUCCACAUAGACAAAGUCAAACACAGUCAUACACAGCAAAGCAGCCAUGGAGCCAAACUGUUUCACUUUAUAAUAAUAGACAUCAGUCACAGCCUGAAAAUAGAUAUUCACUGAAGAUGACUUUAGGUCCUUCCUCAACUUGUUCCCCAUCUAAUCCCAAAGACACAGCACCAGGUCAAUGUAAGUCCAAGUCUCUGGGAGAUCUGACCUCUGAAGACAUAUCAUGCAACUUCCAGAGCAAAUAUAAUAUUAUUAGUCGGAGUUUUAUCACGCCCCAAAUGAGGAAGCAGAGGAUGAUGGGUGCCACGGGGACAGUAUCUUUACAGUCACAGUCUUGUGAUCCACUUACUGCACAACUUCGCAAGCUGGUCAGUCUGGAAGGGGAUGACAACGACAGAGACAGGCCUCAGUCUCCACAGCUGCAUCAGGAAGCAAAAUCCUCAGCAUCCCAACAAGAUGCAAGUAACUUAGCCCCAUGUGCUCCUGAGAACGUAGAGGGUUCCCCACCACUUCUCACCCGUCGUCUGUCUUCUCGCAGCCAAAGCCGAGUACGUCACAUCAACAGCCGUGCCCGCGAAAGACAGCAAGAGGCCCUAAAACCCCGGGCCGGCGUACUGAUAAGUAAUACCGCCAGCAUCGGUGGGGUGGUAUUAAGAAAUAAACCGGCUUCACAAAAUCCACCAGCUAACCGUCACUCUACUGGUUCUUACAUAGCAGGCUAUCUUGGUCGUGUGGAGGACAGGGGGCUUCCUGAAGGAGCUUGUACGUCAUUGCGUUACGGAAAUGGGGAUCACUAUGGAGACCGUUAUUAUACAGAUGACUCUCUUCCAACUCCAAACUCCUCGCAUUCUGCGUCGGAACCUGAGGUGUACUUUCUACUUCGACUGUAGCUCUGACUAUAAUGUAAACUGAGCUUAAGGAUCAAGUAGUGGUUCUUCAUGUUCAGUUUCAUCGCAAGACAUGUGAAUAAGGGAAUGAAUAUUUACCAGUCUUUGUUCUCAUGUGGUCAGGGCAGUAGUUUACCCUCAAUACAGUUAAAGAAAUCCUAUUCAGUGACUAUUUCUGGAAGACAGUAUAGUCUGUACGAUAUUAAUUAAACAUCACAUGUGAUCCAUGGUUGGAUGUGACAGCAUGGAUUUAUGUAUGAAAUGUGUGUCUAUUCAGUGAAUGGUCUUUCUAGUCUGGCAGUGUAUUGUUGAUAUUCUGCUUAAUGUGUAAAUGUAAUCGGGAACUUGGAUUCCUUCUUAUUGGGUUCCUAGACUGAUUGUACAGAUACUUGUUAUCUUUGUCCUUGUGAUUUACUGUCAAAAUGCGUACACUGACUAUGAAGCAAAAAGAAGAAGAAGAAGAAAAAAAAUGAUAAAUUGGUUUCAAGCUGAGAGGGAAUGUUUUUUUUUUGUAUCAUAUGAAUGUGUAGUAUAGUCAAAGAGCCACUUUUAUUAUAUUGGAUUCAUAUUUUCAAAUAUUAAAUUUAAGUCUUCCUUCCUUUUCAGUGGUACUUCUUUGUUUGUGUUGUGUGUAAAUAUUCUUUUCAUUGUUUUUAUUUUAAGAUGGGUUUUACUCAAGAUCCAGUUCUAAUUGUACAUUUACAUGUAUGUUUGUGCAUGUUACCUGUGAACAUGUCAAGCAUGACUAUGCACCAGUUUAUACAAUAGAUGUUGCAUUGCUCAACAUUUGCACAAUAAUAGUUGCAUUGGAUACAACAGAGGACAUAGGCUUGCUUGUAUUGGGUGCAAUACAGUACAUAAACCUCCCUGCUUGGACUUGUUGCUCUCUGUGAUUUGUAGACUUUAAAAACAUAAUUGAAAAUUUUAAAGAUUUGGAGUUUAAAGGUUUUUAUUUUUGUAAUUGCUUUGAUACAAACUGCAAAAUAAUUUCUUGUUGGUUCUGGUUUAUUAUUUUAUUUUGUAUAUCUAAAUGGUAAAAAAAAAAGAGUAACAAACGUACAGGGCCAUGCUAAGGAAGGGACUGUGGUAAAACUGCAGUUUUUCUAUUAUUGUUUCAGUGUUAAAUCAUCCUUUUUUUUCUUUGUAUUGCUGCUCAUCAGAGGACUGUGAGCAUUUUCCUACCAAUGCAAUAAAAUUCUGCAAUAUUUGAUUUCAACACA
This is a messenger RNA of Sphaeramia orbicularis (orbiculate cardinalfish), 7605 nucleotides long. RefSeq names its product 1-phosphatidylinositol 4,5-bisphosphate phosphodiesterase eta-1-like. Gene Ontology annotation, cellular component: cytoplasm. Lineage: Eukaryota; Metazoa; Chordata; Actinopteri; Kurtiformes; Apogonidae. Gene Ontology annotation, biological process: phosphatidylinositol-mediated signaling; release of sequestered calcium ion into cytosol; phosphatidylinositol metabolic process. Gene Ontology annotation, molecular function: phosphatidylinositol-4,5-bisphosphate phospholipase C activity; calcium ion binding. The record is from RefSeq and is a predicted model, not a curated record.